Messenger RNA from Arabis nemorensis, 576 nucleotides. The record is from the annotation of a GenBank genome assembly. NCBI's taxonomy places the organism in Eukaryota, Viridiplantae, Streptophyta, Magnoliopsida, Brassicales, Brassicaceae.
AUGGCUGAGCCGGGUACCGGUGCCCAAGACAUCCACCCGGUGACCGGAUGGUUUGUAGGGCUACGGAACUUAGGAAAUGAGGUGCUGCGGCUCUUCCACCCGGUUGCGUGUACGGCUCUGUCGUAUUUUGGUGCUUCUGUCAUCACAGUUUCGCCAAAAUUCCGCAGACAAGACCAGCUGCUACAGCUUAGCUUAACUUUUGGCCUCAUCGCCUACGUGGCUCUUACCGCAGUGAUAACAUUCGGAACAUGGACUACUCGUCGGGUGGUGAAUGCGGCAAUCCCACCUCAUUUCCUGCUGAAUUGUGUUCUAAAGGUUAUCUCCAUUAGCUUGGUUUUGUGGCUGUGGAGUGUUACCCUGUUGGAUGGAGACUACAGGAUGGGGUUAGGCAUUGGAAGGCUAGUGGUUCAGGCACAAUACCUUGGGCGUUUGCAAGGUUACAAUAUACGACUUAAUACCCUAAUCAUUGGCUUAAUCUGCUUGGCAGGAUUGAUUGUUGUUCAUGAAUGUCACAGCAUUUUGGGUUCAAUCAUUAGUUUGAUUGGUUUUGGAGCUGCUAUUUUAGCUUUCAAAUGA